Molecule: messenger RNA, 980 nt
Organism: Cucurbitaria berberidis CBS 394.84
Lineage: Eukaryota; Fungi; Ascomycota; Dothideomycetes; Pleosporales; Cucurbitariaceae
Product: GNAT family acetyltransferase
Exons: 2
Coding region: 19-666 (215 amino acids)
Molecular function (GO): acyltransferase activity, transferring groups other than amino-acyl groups
Source: RefSeq, a predicted model, not a curated record
AGAAAUUAAGUGCCUAUAAUGUCCAUGGUCAAUGCCUUUCGAAGCAGGUCUCUUAUCUAUCGCGCGAUCGAGGACAAUGAGGAAGAUAAGGCUUUCAUACAUUCACUUUGGCUUGAUCCACAAUCACUGCACCAAAACAACUACAACAUUUUACAUCGACCCCUCAGCAGAAAAACUUCCGAUUCGCAACACGAAGCCAAGCAAUCUUCCCGUCUGAUAGAUCUGCUGAUCUGUCUUCCACCCGUUGUUGAAGACUGUGGGAAUGUCACAGGAGCUGAACUAUCUUCACAGAAGCCUUUACCUAUUGGGUUUAUAAACCUUCAUGGCUUGAGCGAUAAUACUCGACAUCACCGGACCCUGGAUAUUGGCAUACUCAUCUCUGCUGAGCAUCAAGGAAAAGGUUAUGGUAGUGAGGCUGUCCGUUGGAUACUGAAUUGGGGAUUUCAGGUUGUGGGACUACACCGUGUAGGAUUGCAAAGCGGCUCCUUCAACACCGGAGCAAUAAGACUUUGGAAACGUCUGGGAUUUCGAGAGGAUGGAAGGGAUCGAGAGUCUUUAUGGCUGAACGGAAGUUGGCAUGACGAAGUGAGAUUUUCGAUGCUGGAGACUGAGUGGCGUGCCCUAGUGGAACACGAGAAAAAUGAGAGUGACAAGGUCAAACCAUAGGAUUUGCACAGAAUUGUAGACAGACCAAAAGUGCCAAGUCAAAACGCAUAGCAAGCUCGAGUAAAAUGCCAGCAAUCUUGGCAUGGGUGCGUGCCUAGAAAGAAAGCACUUGAAAGAAAAAGCGGAAGCUGAAAGUGCAAGGCUCUGUAUUUACAGGCGUGUGAAGAGGAGAACAAGUUGUAGGGUGGCGAAGCCGGGCUUGACACAAACAGUUGGCGGUCUUGGCAUUCAAAGGGCCCGAAACUGGGACCAUCUCCACGAUAUAAAAAAUCCGUGUUCCUUCAAUAGUGCGGUCAAAUCAAAUCAAAGCCUUG